AUGGCUAGGAAAAGGAAGUCUAUUUUCUUGGAUAUUGCAAGUAGUGAUGGUUCUGAAGGUCUUGAUGAUAAUGAAUUGAUGUUGUCUCCCAAUUCUCUUCCUACUGAUGGAAAUGAUGAUUCUGAUUCUCAUGAUAUUUUUUACUCUGAUGAUUCCAUCUCUGGUGGUGAUCAAUCUUUCAAUGAAGCUUUGUACAAACAAUAUGUUAAGGAAUGUUCAAAGGUGAAGAUGUUGAAGAAAAGGUUGUUAAUACAUUUGAGUCGUGACGUUAAGAAGAAGUCUGAUGGCAGACCUAAAGUUGGUGUCUUAAGGUUUUUUGUGUCUACGUUCUCUAAUGUGAUAAAUUCUCUUUCUGAAGAACGUAAAGAUGUGAUUCGAAAGUAUGGAUUUGGUUCUCUUCUCUUGUUUGACCGUUGUUCUGUGCUGAGAAUUUUUGUUCACUGGGUUGCUCGCCUUGUCAAUUAUAAGUCUGGUGAUAUAGUUGUUGAUGGCAAGGUUAUCUCUCUAAGGAAGCUAUUCAUUUGGUUCUUGAUCUUUCAUUUGGUGGUUCACCGUUUCCUGCUGAUUAUACCUCUGGGAAGUCUUGUUUGCUUUCAAGCUUUGGCAAGGAUAAUGUUCCUCCAAUCAGUUAUUUUUUCUGAAGCUCUUGUUUAUAAGAAAGAAAUGUCUGAUGAUGAUAUGUUUGUUUGCUUCAUUGUGGUUGCUAUGAGUACUUUCCUUUGCCCCAACUCUUCUGUUGUUCCUUGUAAAAAAUUCUUUGGUAUUUUUGAAGACCUUGAUAAGAUUCGAUCAUACGAUUGGUGUGGUUAUAUCCUAUCUUUGUUGCUUGAGUACAUCAAGUUAUUCAAUCAGUUGAAGAGUUGCAAAUCUACUCAGCAGGUUACUCUUAGUGGCUGUCUAUACUUCCUUGCUGUUCUUUAUCUUGAUCAUGUUGAUUUUGAUUCUCAUCAAGUCCCUUCCACUAUUCCUCGAAUAUCUGUUUGGAAGAAUGAUAUGAUCAAGCAAUAUGCAACUCUUGACAAGAAACAAGAAGGUUGUUUUGGGUACCAUCCUAUUAUUGGAUUAUUCAAGGACCUGUUAUGCUAA
Messenger RNA from Miscanthus lutarioriparius, 1086 nucleotides. The record is from the annotation of a GenBank genome assembly. NCBI's taxonomy places the organism in Eukaryota, Viridiplantae, Streptophyta, Magnoliopsida, Poales, Poaceae.